AAUCCAUAGACAUUAGACAAUGCUGGGUUUACGAAAAACAAAUUCCAAGUCUUGUUUGCUACGCCUUCAAAGGCUUGUUGCACUUUUGAAUCCCAUAAUUUCUUAUAAUUUGGCUUUUUCUUCUUCAAAUUAUUGUACCCAUGAUAGUCGCAUAGGUGUUCAUAAAACGGUGAACAGAACUCAACUCUUGAAUUCUAUUAGGAACCUCAAAAACGUUGAUUCUGCUUUCAAUUUGUUUCGCAAAAUGGUUUCAAUGAAUCCUUUACCAUCUGAGAAGGACUUCAACUUGCUGUUUGGUUUCAUUGUGAGGAUGAAGGAUUACACAACUGCAAUUUCUUUGAUUAAGCACAUGUGCUCAUUAGGUGUUUGUGUUAAUGUCUGUACUCUCAAUAUUGUUAUCAAUUGUCUAUGCCGUUUGGAGAACACGGCAUUUGGUUUCUCUGUGAUGGGGAUGAUGUUCAAAAUUGGUUUGGAGCCUACAAUGGUGACACUUAACACCAUUGUUAAUGGACUUUGUGUUGAAGGGAAUGUGGAUAGUGCUAUAUGGUUGGUCGAGCACAUGGAAAGCAUUGGUUAUCAACCCAAUGGUGUCACCUUUGGAGCAAUUAUUAAUGGUUUGUGUAAGAUUGGAGACACAAAUGCUGCAGUUGAGUGGUUGAAGAAGAUGAAUGAAAGGGAUUGCAAGCCGAAUGUUGUUGUUUACAACACAAUUUUGGAUGGUCUAUGCAAGGAUAGGUUGCUAUCUCAUGCUUUGAGAUUGUUCUCUGAAAUGACCAACAAUGGUAUUCGGCCUACCGUUAUCACUUAUAAUUGCUUGAUUCAUGGCUUGUGUAACUUCGGUAGAUGGAAAGAGGCUGCUUCUUUACUGAAUGAGAUGAUGCAGGGGGGAAUUAUGCCGGAUGUGCACACUUUUACAAUCUUGGUGGAUGCUUUUUGCAAGGAGGGCAUGAUUUUGGGGGCGAAAAGUGUGCUAAGUUUCAUGCUGCAGAUGGGAGAGGAGCCUAAUGUUGUUACCUAUAACUCUUUGAUUGAUGGAUAUUGUUUGCAAAGUCAAAUGGAGGAGGCUAUCAAAUUAUUUGAUUUGAUGGUUCAUAAGAACUGCUUGCCAACCAUUGUGACUUAUAACUCUUUAAUCCAUGGAUGGUGCAAAGUUAAAGACAUCGAUAAGGCCAUGUGUCUCUUAGGAGAAAUGGUUAACAAAGGAUUACAUCCAGGUGUUGUAACUUGGACCACUCUUAUAGGUGGGUUUUGCAAAGCAGGUAAACCACUAGCUGCAAAGGAAUUGUUUCUUGCAAUGAACAAACAUGGACAAGUUCCCAAUCUCCAGACCUGUGCUGUUAUAUUGGAUGGCCUAUUCAAUUGUCAUUUCCAUUCUGAAGCAUUUUUGUUGUUUAAGGCAAUGGAGCACAGUAAUCUGGAUCUUGAUAUUGCAAUUUACAAUAUCAUGCUUGACGGAUUGUGCAAAGGUGGAAAAUUCAAUGAUGCACGGAAGCUUCUUUCUUGUGUUCUAGCUAAAGGGAUGAAAAUUGAUGCGUAUACUUAUAACAUAAUGAUUAGAGGUCUAUGCAAAGAAGGAUUGUUGGAUGAUGCUGAAGACUUGCUCAUGAAAAUGGAAGAGAAUGGUUGCCCACCUAAUAGAUGUUCUUAUAAUGUAUUUGUCCAAGGGUUGCUGCAAAGAUAUGACAUUUCAAGGUCAAGAAAAUACCUUCAAAGAAUGAAAAACAAGGGCUUUCCCUUAGAUGCUACCACUGUAGAAUUGCUUAUCUGCACCUUCUCAGCUAAUAAAGGAGACAAUGCAUUGCAAGAGUUGCUGCAGAACUGAAGAUUGUAUUUAAUCUCUCUUGUCAUUGUUUAAUAGGACCAAGGUAUUCCUGCUGCCCCAAAUGGUUGGAGUCUUCCUUGAACAUGUUGUGGGUUCAAUAUCCGAAAACAUUCAAAAUCGGAUGAUUGAAAGUAAUGAGUGGAAAUUAAAGAGGAAGAGCAAGACUGAAUAGUGUGCAUCUAAGAAAUUCCAUCCUGAAUUAAGAUAAAGGUAGUGGGUUGGUAAAUGGUAAUGCAUCCAAAGAGUUCAGAGAAGCAGGCAUGUUUUGCUAUGACAUUAUCAAUGGCUACAAGAGGCUGUGUUUCUAUAACCUGAAAAAUUCCUAUAUGCAGAUUGCCACAACAGAGCAAGAAUCUCCUUUUGCAGAAGGCUGGCUGUGUGCUAUAGCAUUCAACCAUUGUUUUUUUUUAGACAUAAUUUACCGAGCAAUAUAAACCAUAUGAACAUUGGUUUGAAUGGUGAAAUUUGACUUCAAAUUCCAACAUUCUUUUGUCUUAUGAUCACAGAUCACCAGAUUAAGAAUCUCCCUAUACAGAAGGUUGGCUUUGUUCUUGUACGAGCAAAAAAUUGACACUGUAUAUAUGUUAUAUUUAGA
Molecule: messenger RNA, 2417 nt
Organism: Arachis stenosperma
Lineage: Eukaryota; Viridiplantae; Streptophyta; Magnoliopsida; Fabales; Fabaceae
Product: putative pentatricopeptide repeat-containing protein At1g12700, mitochondrial
Exons: 2
Coding region: 20-1822 (600 amino acids)
Molecular function (GO): protein binding
Source: RefSeq, a predicted model, not a curated record